AUGAUUAAUAGCAGCGAGCUUCCUGCUGGUAGUCUUAUGUGGUUGGCCGCGGCUGGGCUAGCCAUUUAUGUUGGCUCUUGCAUGAUUUACGACCUAUUUUGGCAUCCUCUGGUUUCUUUCCCUGGUCCCUUGUUCGCGGCAGUCACUCCUCUUUAUAAGGCGUAUAUUGACCUGGUCGCCAAAUCAUCGUUGGUACAUACGCUUGAGAAGCUACAUUCCCGGUACGGCGAUAUUGUCCGUAUUGGCCCCAAUGAGAUUCAUUUUAGACGUCCUUCGGUUUACGCGGAAAUCUACAAUGCAUUAAAUAAGUGGGACAAAGAAAAAUCGCUAUAUCACAGUUUCGGCGAGGACCGCUCCUCGUUUGGUUUCCUGACAUACAAUGAAGCCAAGGAAAGAAAGGAUGUAUUAAGCAGACUGUUUUCAAAGAAGGCGGUUGCAGAUGUCCAAGGUCUUGUUUCGGAAAAGGUAUUAAGGUUGUGUGAUUCGUUCGAAAAUCUAGGCUCGAAACCUGCGGAUCUUUUUUAUGCAUAUCGAUGCAUGUCCGUCGAGGUCAUCACCUAUCUCUGUUUUGGGAAGAACCUUGAUGCGAUCAGUGCACCGAACUAUGAAGCGCCAAUCAUCAAGGCCAUGGAUUCCUCUUUACCUGUUUUUGUCGGCUUCAAGCACUCGUCGCUCCUAAAAGAAACGAUAUUGAACUGCCCCCCGAAGCUUUCCAAACUCAUCAGCCCGGCCUCUGCGGGGUUGGUUGACCUACAAGAGCAGCUCCUUAAAGCGCAAAUAAGCGACCUGACUACGAACCCCGAAGAUCUGCAGAACUUACCGCAUUCAACCACAAUAUACCACGAGCUGCUGCGUCCCCAAGCCUAUCGCAGUGGCACAGUUCCAAGUGCAGCCAGUUUGUACGAAGAAGCCCAAGCAUUACUCUUUGGCGGUGCUGAUACGACCGGCACAACACUUAUGCACGGCUCUUUCUAUGUAUUGAAAACGCCCACGGUGUAUCAAAAGUUGAAAACGGAGCUGCGUUCUAAAUGGCGAGUUUUGGAUGAAGCUCCCAGCCUCUCCGAGUUCGAGAAAUUUCCGUAUUUGACUGCUGUCAUUAAAGAAUCGCUUCGAAUGAGUCCUGGUGUUGCCUCGCCGCUUCCACGUGUGGUACCAUCUUCCGGUGCACGUAUAGACAAGACCUUCAUUCCUGGUGGGACGGUGGUCGGAAUGAGCAGCCACUUCGUGCAUCGUGAUGAGACCAUAUUCCCGAAUCUGGAUGAAUUUAUUCCCGAGCGGUGGUUGAAUGAUAAGGGAAGAGACAUUGACAAAUGGUUAGUGGCAUUCUCGAAAGGCCCACGACGCUGGUUAGGUUCGAACCUUGCCUGGGCGGAACUAUAUCUCUGUUUUGCACACGUUUUUCGAAAGUUUGAGAUGGAGAUCGACCCUUCUAGUCCCAAGAAGCUUGAGUGGCGUGAUUGUUUUCUACCAGAAUAUCAUGGGCCACACCUGAAAGUCGUAGUUAGCAAGGUGGUUGCCUAA
This is a messenger RNA of Aspergillus homomorphus CBS 101889, 1521 nucleotides long. Its product is annotated as cytochrome P450. Bases 1 to 1521 code for a protein of 506 amino acids. Gene Ontology annotation, molecular function: heme binding; monooxygenase activity; iron ion binding. The transcript has 10 exons. NCBI's taxonomy places the organism in Eukaryota, Fungi, Ascomycota, Eurotiomycetes, Eurotiales, Aspergillaceae. The record is from RefSeq and is a predicted model, not a curated record.